Fusarium venenatum is the source of this 831-nucleotide messenger RNA. RefSeq lists its product as uncharacterized. The record is from RefSeq and is a predicted model, not a curated record. Gene Ontology annotation, molecular function: oxidoreductase activity, acting on NAD(P)H, oxygen as acceptor. Lineage: Eukaryota; Fungi; Ascomycota; Sordariomycetes; Hypocreales; Nectriaceae. Gene Ontology annotation, cellular component: intracellular anatomical structure.
AUGUCUCCCGAACCUCUCCAAGAUGUUCGUCCCAUGUUUGAGCUCCGUGGCCGCAAUUAUAUUGUCACAGGUGGUGCCCAAGGUAUUGGGUUCGCUUGCACACGAGCCAUAUGCGAAAUGGGCGGCAAUGUAGCAGUGCUAGACAUCCAGGACCAACCCGUUCCUGAGUUUAACACGCUCAGCGAGAAGUUCUCCACAAAGACUGUCUAUAUCAAGACGGACGUCACAUCAGAAGAGAGCAUUGAUGCCGCUUUUGACAAGGUUCUGAGCGAGUUUGGAACCAUUGAUGGUGUUGUCCCCGCGGCGGGUAUCGCGAUUGACAAGCCUUUUUUGGACCAGACUUGGGAUGAAUUUACGCGUAUUCAAGAUAUUAAUGUUCGAGGAACAUUCUUCGUCGUUCAAAAGGCGGCGCGUCAAAUAAUUAAGCAAGGCACUGCCGGAAGUAUGGUUCUGCUUGCCUCACAGUCGGCCCACAUCGGCCUGCCAGGCUACCGGAUGGCCGCCUACAACGCCUCAAAGGGAGGUAUUCUGAUGCUCUCCAAGGCACUCGCUGUGGAACUUGCGCCAAAGAAGAUCAGGGUCAACACUAUUUCCCCUGGGUUUGUGGAUUCGGAUAUGACAAGAAACGUGCGCGAGCAUAAGAGUAAGAGAGAAGGUGAACAAAUGUGGUUGUCGCCGCCCAAUCAGAGAUUGAGUACACAGAACGAUCUCACGGGAGCGGUUGUUUAUUUGCUUAGUGAUGCGGCGAGACAUACUACAGCAGCGGAUAUCCAAAUUACUGGAGGCUUGCAUGCGGGUACCAUUGAUGGUUUAAUUAGUUACGAUAACUAG